CGCAUGCGUACUGUAGCAUGACCUGACAUGUCUGUGUGUGCGUAGUAGUCGUCCGACUUGCUCCAACUUACCACCCAUUGACAUCUGUCCUGCACUCUUAUCCUCUAUUAAACAUUUACCCAGCUCCUCGUGGUAAGGGGACUGCGGCAGCGGUGCUGUCCUGCUCAGUUUCUGGAUGCAAGCUGUGCAGAAACUCAUGAAGGUCUUCAUAACACGACGCAUUCCCCCAGAAGGGGCGAAGCUACUGUCCCAGGCCGGAGUAUAUGAGGUGGCCCAAUGGGACUCCGAUGAACCAGUGCCCAGGGCAGAGCUUCUGAAGGGGGUGGAAGGAGCUCACGGAAUUCUGUGUUUACUCUCAGACAAGAUCGAUGCAGAGCUCCUGGAUGCUGCAGGGCCCAACCUGAAGGUGAUCAGCACCCUCUCUGUGGGCUUCGACCACAUGGCCAUGGACGAGAUAAAGAAGCGCGGGAUACGCGUCGGAUACACACCGGACGUCCUGACGGACGCCACCGCGGAGCUCACCGUGGCGCUGCUGCUGGCGGCCGCCAGAAGGCUCCCGGAGGGCGUGGAGGAAGUCAAGAAUGGUGGCUGGAGCUCCUGGAAGCCUCUGUGGCUGUGCGGCUACGGUCUGUCUGGCAGCACCGUGGGGGUCGUCGGACUGGGACGCAUAGGCUUGGCGAUCGCCUAAAGACUGAAGGCCUUCGGGGUGAAGCGUACGCUCUAUUCUGGAAGAACAGCCAAGGCCUACGCAGGCGAGGUCGGCGGAGAGUUCGUACCACUGGACACCCUGGUCGCUGAGAGUGACUUCGUGGUCGUGUCCUGUUCCCUCACACCCGACACCAAGGGCAUGUGCGACCAGGCCUUCUUCAACAAGAUGAAGAAGACGGCCGUCUUCGUCAACUCCAGCAGAGGAACUGUGGUGAACCAGGAGGACCUGUACCAGGCUCUGAGCACUGGCCAGAUCGCCGCGGCCGGUCUGGACGUCACCACGCCUGAGCCCCUGCCAACCGACCACCCGCUGCUCACGCUCAAAAACUGUGUGGUUCUGCCUCACAUUGGUAGCGCCACGUACUCCACCAGAGGCGUGAUGGCCGAACUGUCCGCUCAGAACCUACUGGGAGGCCUGCAGGGCACUGACAUGCCUAGCGAGCUGACCUUCUGAGGGGCAGAACCGCUCGCCUCAACUGCGCCCUCUUCAGGCCUUCAAGAGUAAUGUCAGUCCUGAGCAAAACGGUGCCAUAAGAUUCAAUAGGAAAACAAUAAUACGAGGAGAACCGAGAAUUGCUGCUAGGAUACGGUUAAUGAUUCAUCUUUUUAGAUAGUCCUUUUAGUACCCUAAAGACCUUUGUAAUUACUAACCGAUAUAAACAAUACAAUUCAGACUGUGAGGAGUAAAUGCAGAAUAUUGGUUUAGGAUAUUUGGAAAUGCAGUAUACUUUGGAGAAAACUUCCCAGCACUCCUACAAUGCACUUACAUGUUAUGUUUUUCUUCAAAACAUUUAUCAAUUUUUCCAUAUGCAAGAGGAUGGAAUUAAAUUUGACUUCAAAUUAAA
Molecule: messenger RNA, 1553 nt
Organism: Gadus macrocephalus (Pacific cod)
Lineage: Eukaryota; Metazoa; Chordata; Actinopteri; Gadiformes; Gadidae
Product: glyoxylate reductase/hydroxypyruvate reductase-like
Exons: 9
Coding region: 176-688 (170 amino acids)
Cellular component (GO): cytosol
Molecular function (GO): glyoxylate reductase (NADPH) activity; hydroxypyruvate reductase (NADH) activity; NAD binding
Source: RefSeq, a predicted model, not a curated record